AUGAUGGACCUCCAUGAAGCUCAGCGCGUGAUUCUGGCUUGUCUGGGCGAGCUGGCAAAUCAAUUCCGCCGCGUGCCCGGUUCGGCGAUACUACUACGCUAUGUGAAGUCAAGCUAUCAAAAUGAUCCGGUGCGAUCGGCGGUGGAGUUGUUCUUGUUCCUGUUCGCGGUGCAGUACCUGCUGGCGCCGAAAUAUUCGACGAAACCGAAUUUUGUGACUCUGACUGAGGAAGAAAUUGACGAUUUGGUCGACGAUUGGACGCCUGAGGCUUUAGUUCCGCCGCGCUCUCCAGAAGAUGAGGCUGAGGUUGAGAAACGCGUGGUAUUGGUUGGGGCAACGGGGCCAAAAUCCAAGCUCUCCAACGGACGAACUGUCGCAAAUCUCGCUUCCUAUAACUACUACAACUUCGUGGGAAACGAAUACCUAAAGGAAAAGGCCAUCCAAACUCUCCGUACGUAUGGUGUAGGCCCUUGUGGCCCUCCCGGGUUCUACGGUACACAAGACGUUCUUAUGCGCACCGAAGCGGACGUUGCGUCGUUUAUUGGGACACCCGCAUGUAUCAUUUACGCACAGGCUUUCUCGACGAUCUCCAGUGUGAUUCCUGCUUUCUCGAAAAGAGGGGAUAUUAUCGUGGCUGAUAAAAACGUCAACUUUGCGAUUCGAAAGGGUUUGCAGAUUUCGAGGAGCAUGGUUCGAUGGUAUGAGCAUAAUGAUAUGGAAGACCUGGAGCGGGUUCUGGCCAAAGUUACGAAGGAACAGGCAAAGAAGCCGCUGACAAGGAGAUUCAUCGUCACAGAAGCGCUGUUCGAGAAUCGUGGCGACAUCACGGAUUUGCCAAAAAUUAUUGAGUUGAGACUCAAGUACAAGUUUAGGCUCAUCCUCGACGAAACGUGGUCCUUUGGUGUUCUUGGGAGAACUGGAAGGGGGUUAACAGAACAUCAGAAUGUUGAUCCUUCGCAAGUCGAUAUGAUUAUAGGGUCACUGGCUGGCCCAAUGAUCGCUGGCGGUGGAUUUUGCGCUAGCUCAGAGGAAAUCGUUAACCACCAACGCAUUUCAUCUACAUCGUACUGUUUCUCAGCAGCCUUGCCAGCAAUCCUCUCCACCACUGCCAGCGAAACGUUAAAUUUGCUUCAGGAAAGCCCGGAAUUAGUAUUGACACUACGGGAAAAUAUCAAAAUCAUGUGGUCUCAGCUAGACCCGCGGAGCGACUGGGUUUACUGCACAAGUGCUCCUGAAAGUCCGAUUAUGUUCUUGGUCAUCAAACCGGAAGUGGUAUCAUCUAGAAGGCUGACCCCUGAAGACCAACAACAGAUCAUGCAGGACGUUGUAGACGAGACUCUUCUUAAUGGCGUUCUUAUUAGUCGACUGAAAACUAUCCCGGACGAAUCGGGGUCUGAGUACCCUAGCUUGCGAGUUCAACCGGCGCUCAAAGUCUGUCUCACUGUUGGCUUGUCCAAAAAGGAAGUUGAGAAAGCGGGCACCACGAUCAGACAUGCGAUUACGAAAAUAAUGAGGCAAAGACGUCCAUGA
This is a messenger RNA of Ophidiomyces ophidiicola, 1530 nucleotides long. It is a transcript of the gene LCB1, whose product is annotated as serine palmitoyltransferase component. The transcript has 5 exons. Gene Ontology annotation, biological process: sphingosine biosynthetic process; ceramide biosynthetic process. The record is from RefSeq and is a predicted model, not a curated record. Gene Ontology annotation, cellular component: endoplasmic reticulum. NCBI's taxonomy places the organism in Eukaryota, Fungi, Ascomycota, Eurotiomycetes, Onygenales, Onygenaceae. Gene Ontology annotation, molecular function: pyridoxal phosphate binding; serine C-palmitoyltransferase activity. The coding region runs from base 1 to 1530 and encodes 509 amino acids.